UUCAACUUCAACCAUUUCUCACACACCGUACCAUCUAAAUCUAUCCACGCACACCAAUCUCCUCUCAGCUCUCUCUAUGUUCUCUUUUCUUCUUUUGCUUUCUGCAAUGGAAGACGAGCCUUUUCUCACAACAACGACAAUCACUUCCCAACGCGCCGAUUUCCUCUUGCAAUCUUCCAAGUCCUUCGACGACGUCACAGCCCCACGCGCCGCCCGUAACGCCGAGAUUCAGGAGCACCUCUCCCAACCCUCUCCCUUUCACUCCAAGAAGAAAAAGCUCAGCCGUUGCAAGACAGCACCCGCCUUGGUUAGCAUGCGGGACCUCAAACCUAAGACGCCCGAAGUCCCCAAGCCUCAGUCCAGUUCCAUAAUCCGACAGGGCAUGUGCUUACUCGCCAUGUACCUCUGCGUGGGAGUCGCCAUUUACUCUUUCAACAGGGACAAUUUCUCCGGCAUCGAGACCCACCCCGUGGUCGAUGCCCUUUACUUUUGUAUAGUUACCAUGUGUACCAUAGGUUACGGAGACAUCGCUCCCUUGACCCCGUUUACAAAGGUCUUCGCUUGCGUCUUUGUGCUGGUGGGGUUCGGCUUUAUCGACAUACUCCUCAGUGGCCUUGUCAACUUCGUUUUGGAUGUGCAAGAGAACAUGAUCCUCACGGGGCUCCAAAUGGGUGCAACUGGGAGGAAGGGUUUUUCUGCCCGGAACUACAUCGUUGAUGUGGUGAAGGGGAGGAUGAGGAUCAGGUUGAAGGUUGGUUUGGCGCUUGGGGUUGUUGUUCUGUGUAUUGGGAUUGGGUGUUUGGUGUUGUACUUUGUGGAGGGCUUGGAUUUGGUUGAUUCUAUCUACUUGUCAGUUAUGUCUGUCACAACGGUUGGGUAUGGAGACAGGGCGUUUAAGACACUUCCCGGUCGGUUAUUUGCUGCUAUUUGGUUGCUCUUUUCUACUCUCAUGGUGGCACGCGCUUUCCUCUAUUUGGCAGAGGCCAGAAUCAAUAGAAGGCAUCGCAGAAUGGCCAACAAGGUGUUGCAGAGAGAAAUUACUGUUGAGGAUUUGCUUGCUGCUGAUAUCAACCACACUGGUUUCAUCAGCAAGUCUGAGUAUGUAAUCUUCAAGCUGAAAGAGAUGGGUAAAAUACAGGAAAAAGAUGUGUUGCAAAUUUGUGACCAAUUCAGUAAGCUUGAUCCCUCUGACUGUGGGAAGAUAACACUACCUCAUCUCUUAGGGGGCACUUUAUGACAGAGUAAGGGCAAAGCACCAUUUUUGCACAGGGAAGAAUCUGGGAAGACGAUCCACGCUGAAAAAGUUCUGCAAAUGUUGAUAAAGCCAUUUUCUUCCUUAUGGGUGAAAGCGAUUGAAUUAUUUGGAGCACUAGAAAUUACAUCGAUUAUAGUGGAUGCAGUGAUCAAUUCUGUGUCAUAAAAUCACACAUCUCUAACAUGAAACUAAAAUCAAUUGUGAAAGAAUUUAAUUUUGUCCUAAACAAGUAAAUCAUAAGAAAACACUUGUAGAAGGAGAAAAAGAUGAAAGAAAGGGGUCAAACAACUUGUUCCAGGUAUGGAAAUGCAGAUAGGAAAGGCCAUAAAUGCAUUAUCACAAGUGUUACUGGUUUUGUAAGUAUAAAAGUAUCAAUACUGAAGUUCUGCUCUUUUAAA
Messenger RNA from Vigna unguiculata (cowpea), 1653 nucleotides. It is a transcript of the gene KCO5, whose product is annotated as Ca2+ activated outward rectifying K+ channel 5. Lineage: Eukaryota; Viridiplantae; Streptophyta; Magnoliopsida; Fabales; Fabaceae. The record is from RefSeq and is a predicted model, not a curated record. Gene Ontology annotation, biological process: potassium ion transmembrane transport; stabilization of membrane potential. Gene Ontology annotation, molecular function: outward rectifier potassium channel activity; potassium ion leak channel activity. Gene Ontology annotation, cellular component: plant-type vacuole membrane; plasma membrane.